This is a messenger RNA of Ceratosolen solmsi marchali, 2686 nucleotides long. It is a transcript of the gene Orc1, whose product is annotated as origin recognition complex subunit 1. Gene Ontology annotation, molecular function: ATP hydrolysis activity; DNA replication origin binding; ATP binding. The record is from RefSeq and is a predicted model, not a curated record. The transcript is spliced from 7 exons. Lineage: Eukaryota; Metazoa; Arthropoda; Insecta; Hymenoptera; Agaonidae. Gene Ontology annotation, cellular component: nuclear origin of replication recognition complex. Bases 211 to 2646 code for a protein of 811 amino acids. Gene Ontology annotation, biological process: mitotic DNA replication checkpoint signaling; DNA replication initiation.
CUUUCACGAGUAUCAUUUCCGUUUCCCGCUAAAAUGUACAUUGUACGCGAAUGCUGGGCGAAGAAAGAAAAUGCUUUCGUCGCCGUCAAAUUUAAAAAAAAAGGAUAACAAGCACGAAGUCGAAAGUUUACGAAACAGUACGUUUAUUAAUUAUAUACAAUAUAAAUUAUUGACAGUACUUUAUGUUUCAUUGUAAUUCUUAUAUUUAAAAUGUUGACCAACUUAGAUCAUUUGCAAAUGAAAACGAGACGAAGUCUACACCUAAAUACAUCUAUAGCAGAUAAAAAAUCUUCUAAAGAUGUAAUGCAUAAUAAAAAAAAAUUAAAUACCAAUGAUAUAAUUAUAGAUCUUGAGUCUUCGGAUGAUGAAAUUAUUGAAUGUAGUCAGAAAAAUGUUGGUAUAGGUAGGAAGAAUUUAAGAUCCACAAGAGUCGAAGGAAAUGCUAAUAAAAUUCAAAGGAGACAUAGCAAUAUAGAUAGAACUAACGUAAAUUAUAACAUUGACUAUUUAUGGGAUAAACAUGAAGAGGAGUGCCUAAAAAAUAUUAACUUGGAAUCUCAAAGUAGACGUUGGAAGUCGAGUAGAAGCUUGUUAAACCGUAAGGAGACUAAAGAAAUCAAAACUAACAUUAGAAAAAGAUCUGUACAAGCUACUAGUAAGUACGAAGACUUGGAAGAAAGCAGCGAAGAAAGUGAAAAUGAAAUCGAUGAAAAUAUAAUGCUUAAUGCAAAUACAAGUUUAUCUCCAAAACGUUUGAAGACCAGAAGUGCAAAUCGAAUAUCUGCCAAGAGUCCAUCGCAGUUAAGAACUCCAUCAAAAAGCAAUAGAAAGUCUUUGAAAGAAUCUGUGGAUACACCUUCAAGAGAGAAGUUAGAGUGGAAAACACCAUCGAAAAGCGACAUAAAAUCUGUUAAAAAAUGUAUUAGUACCCCAACAAAACGUUUAUCACAAUUAAGAACACCGUCAAAAUCUGAUAAAAAUGUAUUAACAGUGUCUAUGAAUACACCUACUAGGGCUUUUGAAGAUUUAAAGUUAAACGAAUCAUCGAAGCCUACGCUUCGUAGAAGAACAAUUAAUAUAAAAUUGGACACGCCGUCACAAAAUAAUAGUACACUUAAUAAAUCAGCUUCUAAAGUUUUACAAGAUGAUUUUGAAAAAUUACAUAAAACAAAUACUAGAUCAAGAUCUGCAAAAUUCACUAUGUCAUAUUUUAGUGAUUCUGAAUCGGAAGAUAAAGAUGAUAGUGAUAUUUAUGAAGUUAGCGAUUACGAUAAAGAUGAAACUAGUACUGAUUCUGAAGAUGACAGCAGUAACGAAGACCUGGAUUCCAUUAAACGUCAAAAAUUUAUUAAGGAGAAUGCAGUUACUCCAAAUAAAAGAACUAAGAAUGUUUUGAAAACACCAUCGAAAAACUUAACUAAAGCCGCACAACUUUCCUUAGAAACGCCUACAAAACGUUUGUCAAGGUUAAGUUUGAAAAAUUCUUUAUCUCCUUCGGUACAUCAAAGAAUUACAAAUGUAUCUAAGCCUAGUACUCCUUUACAAGAGGUACGGCUUAAACUUCAUGUUAGUGUUCUUCCAAAAUCAUUACCUUGCAGAGAAGAACAAUUUAAUGAAAUAUACACAUAUUUACAUGCUAGAUUGUCAGAUGGUAGCGGAGGAUGUAUUUAUAUAAGUGGAGUGCCAGGAACAGGCAAAACUGCAACAGUGAAUGAAGUUAUACGCUGUUUGAAGAAGGCAAUGAAUCGUGAAAAACUAUCCAAAUUUGAGUUUGUGGAUAUUAAUGGUAUGAAAUUAUCCGAACCACGCCAAGCAUAUGUACAAAUAUGGAAGCAAUUAACAAAGCAAACUGUAACGUGGGAGGCAGCUCAAAAGUUAUUACAGAAUAGAUUCACCAAGCCUAAGACUAAACGAGACAUGACAUUGUUGCUCGUAGAUGAGUUGGAUCUUUUGUGUACAAAACGUCAAGAUGUAGUUUAUAAUCUGUUGGAUUGGCCAAGUAAAUCGGGUGCUAAGUUAGUUGUAGUUACAAUAGCAAAUACAAUGGAUCUUCCCGAAAGAAUUUUAAUGGGUCGAGUAACGUCACGGUUAGGCUUGACUAGAUUAACAUUUCCACCUUAUACUCAUAAACAGCUCGAAGAAAUUGUAUUGUGCAGAUUACAGGGUUACGAUGCUUUUAGUGGUGAGACUGUUCAACUCAUAGCACGAAAAGUUGCUGCUGUAUCUGGAGAUGCUCGUAGAGCUCUAGAUAUUUGUCGUAGAUCAACCGAGGUUGCGGAAACUAAUGGACACGAAAUUGUUUCAAUGGUCGAUGUUAAAAAAGCACUCGACGAAAUGAUUGCCAGUCCAAAAAUUCAAGCUAUUAAACACUGUUCGGAUAUGGAGAAGAUAUUUCUUAGAGCGGUUUGUGCAGAAGUUCAUCGUACUGGAGUGGAAGAAGUUGUCUUUAAAUACGUCUACUUUCAACUACAAACUUUAUGUACAUUUGAUGGAGAAAAAGCACCUAAUAUCACAGAAGCGCUUUCUAUAUGUGCUCGAUUGGGUUCUUGGAGAUUACUUUUAUGCGACCAUUCUAAAAUGGAUAUUCAUCAGAGGUUAUUAUUGAACGUAACUACCGAUGAUGUUCAUUUUGCCAUAGAACAUUGAGAUUCAUUUAUUGUGUAUCUUAUUAUUACCGUAAAUUAAU